Molecule: messenger RNA, 662 nt
Organism: Mytilus trossulus (common blue mussel)
Lineage: Eukaryota; Metazoa; Mollusca; Bivalvia; Mytilida; Mytilidae
Exons: 3
Coding region: 190-564 (124 amino acids)
Source: RefSeq, a predicted model, not a curated record
AUAAUGCACGAAAGUGAAGCAAAGUUUACUGUUUGUUAGAUUAUUGUUAAACUUGAAAUCAAAGUUCAAUAAUUUAAAGGUGUGCAAAACAAGUAUACAGACAUACUGAUUCAUGUAUAAACCCACUUUUUGGUCUUUCAAACAUGGCGUAGAUAUUAUCAGGAAUAUAUUCAGUGAUAAAAUAAAACUAUGCAACUCUACACAUCCAUCGUAACUUGUGUGGUUUUCAUUUCACUGGUUGGUAACGCGUUUGCUAUUGAUUGUUGGGUAUGUACAAGCGCUGAUGCUGGUUGUGGAGAAAGUAUAAAUGAGGAAACUCUACAGGAUAAUCUGAAGACAGCAUCUGGGUGUAUGGGAUGUAGUAAAACGUUUAAAUCUUUAGGGACAAUAUGGUCGGAAGUUCAGAGGAUGUGUUUGACAACUGCCACUGACACGUGUGACAACAAACUAGGUUAUGGAGAAUGCACAUGUUCAACAACGUUCUGCAAUGGAGAAAAUAAACUGUCAAUCAAACCAUUAACUGUGCUGAUGAUUUCUGUCUUUUGUAUGAUGUUCUACUUGUAAAUAGCAAAAUGUAAACCAGAGACUUAUGUCACCUAUAUUGAAUAGAGUUAUCUUUCUUUGUACUGAUUAUUUGUUUAAAUUUGUAUUGCAGGGUUAUA